Molecule: messenger RNA, 1841 nt
Organism: Zonotrichia leucophrys gambelii
Lineage: Eukaryota; Metazoa; Chordata; Aves; Passeriformes; Passerellidae
Gene: DNAJC14
Product: DnaJ heat shock protein family (Hsp40) member C14
Exons: 7
Coding region: 88-1782 (564 amino acids)
Molecular function (GO): dopamine receptor binding
Source: RefSeq, a predicted model, not a curated record
UGAGGGGACCCGGGGGGGGGCGGCGGCGUGACCCCCCCCCCCCCCGCCGGUACCGGCGUGGGAUGGCCGUGACCUAAGCCCAGAACGAUGGAGCGGCCCCGGUACCGGGAGGCGCCGCCCGGGGGCAGCGGGCCCGGGGGGGGCUCCAGCGCCGCCUGGAACGGGAGCUGCGGCCGCGGCCCCGGUGCCACCAUCGGUACCGGCACCGGCACGGCGGGGGGCGAGGACGAAGGGAGCGGCGAGCGCGACAUUGCUGUCCCCGGGCCCGGGAGUGUCCCCAACCCCGGGGGUGUCCCCAUUUCCAGGACUGUCCCCAAAUCCGGGAGUGUCCCCAAUCCUGAGGGUGUCCCCAACACCGAGACUGUCUCCAGCCCUGAGGGUGUCCCCAGCCCCAGGAAUGUCCCCAAACCUGGGACCCCCAGCCCUGAGGGUGUCCCCAACCCUGAGGGUGUCCCCAACUCUGGGACUAUCCCCGGUCCUGAGGGUGUCCCCAACUCCGGGGAUGUCCCCAACUCCGGGAGUGUCCCCAACCCUGAGGGUGUCCCCAACCCCAGCAAUGUCCCCACCCCCGGGGGUCGCUGCAGCUGCCGGUGCCCCCCGGCCUCUCCCCCGAGCCCCUCCCGGGACCUCCCUUGCGGCCUCGGCUGCCGCCACCGCCGAGCCCCGGAGCCCCCCGGCGACCCCCGACCACACCGCCACCUCCACGACAUCCCCGGUGCCACCACGGCGAGGGGACACCGCGGGUCCCUGCGGGCGGCCCGGGCGGGGGUCGCGCUGUGCCUGCGCCUCCUCGGCGCUCUCCUUGCGCUGCUCUUCCUCCUCCUCCUCCUCCUCCGCUCCUUCCUCCGCGCCGCCUCCACGGGGCUCCGCCGCUCCCGGGAGCUGCUGGCCGAGCGUUUCCAGCCCCGGGCGAGCCACCGGGGUGGUGACAGCGACGAGGAGGUGACACGUUUGGUGACAAUGGCCCAGGUGGCCGAGGAGGAGGAGCUGGAUCCGUUCCGGGUGCUCGGCGUGGAGCCCACGGCCACGGACGCGGAGCUGCGCAGGGCCUACCGGAGGCUGGCGGUGCUGGUGCACCCCGAUAAAAGCCGCGACCCCCGGGCGGAGGCGGCGUUCAAGGUGCUGCGGGCGGGCUGGGAGAGGGUGAGCAGCCCCGAGAGGCGGCGCGAGUACCAGGCGAAGCAGCUGGCGCAGGGGGAGCUGGCGCGGGCGCUGGGCGCGUUCCUGGGGCGGCUGCAGGAGGAGCUCAGGGACGCCAUGGACGCCAUGGGCUGCACCCGCUGCGGGGGGCGCCACAGGCGGUUCCCGCUGGACAGGGACCCGCGCGCCGGCCGCUGGUGUGGCCCGUGCGGGGGGUGGCACGCGGCCGAAGAAGGUGACCUGUGGGCAGAGUCCAGCCUGAUGGGCCUCAAGGUCACCUACCUGGCCCGCAUGGACGGCCACGUCUACGACGUCACCGAGUGGGCGGGCUGCCAGCGCGUGGCCAUCUCCCCGGACAGCCACCGUGUCCCCUACCACCUGUCCUUCGGCGCCAGGACAGCCACGCCGGCCGGACGCCAGCGGGCCCCCCCCAAGGGCAGCCCCCCGACCCCCGCUGACCUCCAGGAUUUCCUGGCCCGCGUUUUCCAGGGAAAUCCGGGCCCGGAGCCCGGGGGGGCUUUCCCCGCCCCCCCCGGGGCCGCGGGACCCCCCCAGGGACCCCCUCAAACCCAAGGGGGCCCCCCAAGGGGGGACACGAAGCACAAGAGGAGGAAGAAGGGGCGGCGGCCGCUGCCGCGAUGAGGAGACCCCACCCCAAAACAAAAAAAAAAAAGGGCUUGGAAUAAAAAAAAUCUAUUUUU